AUGAUUCCCGGAGGUGCGGGCAGCGGCGUGGAGCCUGCGUACCCGAGAAGUGGACUGACACAUCCGUACAUGGACUCCGUGCCCACUAGCAGCGUACCCGGAAUGUUCUCUUCGUAUACUGGUAGGUCGACAUUUAGCGCAGGCAUCGGAGAGGGCGAUAUUGCCGGCGGCGGCGGAGGUACGCGAGUUGCUUCGGCAGAAAGCUCUCCUUCAGAGAAUGAGGCUUUCACCAAGGAGGAUCGGAUGCUGCUUCGGCUGCUCUACCACCAGCAGCAAGCCAUCCAGGUUCAGCUGAACACCAUGACGGAGUGGAUGCAGCAGGUGAACUAUCGCAUCGCAUCCCUCGAGCGGCUCUCCCGCCACACGCGCCCGGUCACGGCUUUCGGGGCAACCUCUAACCUUACCGCGAGCGCGGCACCGCCACCAUCCCGUAGCACCUCCGCGGCGGAGGGCUACGGCACCGUGGCAGGCCAACUUCAAGGCGCGCAGCUCUACUCGUCAUCCCCGGCGCUUAGCGCGAGAGACGCACCUCGGCCGCAGGCAGGCUCUGCACCGGCGAGCGUCUACAGCGGACAAGGCCUUCACCAGCAUGCUACCUCGAGUGCGCCGCCCUUGUCGAGCGUUUUGGAGAGUUCCCGUGCCUGUACCCCGCCAUCUGAGCAGACGAGGCACCAGACUGGCGGGGCGGGCGGUGGCAGUGCUGUACCGAGCACGACCCGCUCCUUCGAGUCCGCCAUGGCGCAGCCCUGGGACCCGCACAACACUUCUCUGCAAUCUGCUAGUGGUGCGGGGGUUCACAGCCGCACCUCCUCGCACACGAGCGCGCUGGGCCGUCGUGCGAACCCUCUUUUGAGCUCGUCCGCCACCAUGAGCAAGCUGCCCACGUCGACCUCGCGGCCGAACUGGGGUGACCCUAAGCAACUCUCACGGCUGGACGCAUCUGUACCAAGCGGCACGGCGCAAACAUCAUUAUCGAGCGGCCUAACCUCACUCGACACACAACAGCCGCCGCCAUCGCAGCAGCAGCAGCAGAGUCGCCAGCCGCCCGUCGUUAGCCCACCUACCGCGGCAGCGGUCCCGUACGGAUCGUCUCCUCUGUACAUGCCAGCCGACGCCGUCGUUCCGCCGUACCGUCGGAUGCCGCCGGAGCCGACGACACGUCAAUCCCAUAGUCGAGCUGCAGCCGCGGUCCCAGUAUCCACCGCCACGGCCAGUCGCGCACCUCCUGCCUCCAGUGGCACCGUGGACGCAUCACUCGCAGCGUCUGGCCGGGAGGGAACGUUGCCACCUGCGCAGAGCAGCAGUAUGGCGUCGAGUAGCAACCACGGCGACGCACGAGGGCGCGCCGCCACCGGGACUACAGCUGUGGAGGGGUCGCGGGAGGUGAGGGCCACCCACAGCGGCACAGGCGUUAGCCAUGGAGACCCGCGCGCGGCCCCCGAUCCCGCAGGUGGGGCUGGUCGAGCUGCUCGCCCGCAUGAUGGGGGGACGCGUUUGCCCUCCGCGUCGAACGACGACUCGCUCAGCGAUGGCUAUGGCAGCUAUGAGUCUCGCAUGUACAUGAAGAAUUUGGGGCUGUUGUGA
This is a messenger RNA of Leishmania mexicana MHOM/GT/2001/U1103, 1584 nucleotides long. RefSeq lists its product as hypothetical. NCBI's taxonomy places the organism in Eukaryota, Euglenozoa, Kinetoplastea, Trypanosomatida, Trypanosomatidae. The transcript has a single exon. Bases 1 to 1584 code for a protein of 527 amino acids. The record is from RefSeq and is a predicted model, not a curated record.